CCUUUUCCGAAGUCCAAAGCAAACCCAAAAGGCAGAAAGUAAAACACUUGGACAACAUGGCAAGACGCGAUAGGGUAGUACAUUUGCUCAGGCAACUUGAAAAAGCAGCGUGCAGUUGUCCUGCCCAUUCCCAUAAAUUCUAUCGAGCUUCAGGACAUGACUGUGGAAGAAAGACUGACUAUGCAUUUGAGAUGGCCAGCUCAAACAUUAGAUAUGGAGAGGGUGUCACACAAGAAAUUGGUAUGGAUCUUCAAAAUAUGGGAGCCCAAAAUGUGUGUCUUAUGACGGACAAUAACCUGUCUCAGCUCCCUCCUGUCAAAGCUGUGUUGGAAUCCCUGAUUAAGAAUGGGGUAAACUACAAAGUUUAUGACAAUGUGCGUGUGGAACCAACAGAUUCCAGCUUCAAGGACGCAAUUGCUUUUGCCAAGAAAGAAACGUUUGAUGUUUAUGUUGCCGUGGGAGGAGGCUCAGUGAUGGACACCUGUAAAGCUGCCAACCUGUAUGCCAGCCAUCCUGAGGCAGAUUUCCUAGACUUUGUCAAUGCGCCCAUAGGAAAGGGAAAGCCUGUAAUUGGUGCUCUCAAGCCCCUAAUAGCAGUUCCCACAACAGCAGGGACUGGCAGUGAGACGACAGGUGUUGCUAUCUUCGACUAUGAAAAACUGAAGGCAAAGACUGGCAUUGCUAACCGAGCUAUUAAGCCAACCCUUGGAAUAGUGGAUCCUCUUCACACUCUUCAUAUGCCUGAGAGGGUGGCUGCGAACAGCGGUUUUGAUGUGCUAUGCCACGCCCUGGAGUCCUACACUGCUCUGCCCUACAACAUGCGCAGCCCCUGCCCUCCCAACCCCAUGAGCCGGCCCGCAUACCAGGGCAGUAACCCCAUCAGCGAUGUCUGGUCCAGGCAUGCUCUUAAUAUAGUGGCCAAGUACAUGAAACGGGCAGUGAACAAUGCUGACGAUGUAGAGGCCCGGUCCAGUAUGCAUCUUGCCAGUGUGUUUGCCGGGAUCGGGUUCGGAAAUGCUGGUGUACACUUAUGCCACGGCAUGUCUUAUCCUAUUGCUGGAAAUGUGAAAACCUACAUGGCUAAGGGCUAUAAUGUGGAACACCCUGUUGUGCCUCAUGGCCUGUCAGUAGUGCUAACCUCGCCUGCUGUUUUUGCCUUCACUGCCAGUAUGUGUCCAGACCGCCACCUGGAGGCUGCAGAGAUACUUGGGGGACACGUGAAGAACACCAAGCGGGCCGACGCUGGGCUGCUCCUGGCUGACACCCUGAGACAGUUCCUCUAUGACCUGAAGGUGGACGACGGCCUAAGCGCCAUCGGCUACACCAAGAACGACAUACCUGACCUAGUCCGAGGAACAAUACCACAGGAGAGGGUGACAAAGCUGUCUCCUAGAGAACACACUGAGGAGGAUUUGACAAAUUUGUUUGAGGCCUCACUUAAGCUUUACUAAGAAUGUAUCUAAAAUAAUUUUUUCAAUAAAUAUUUUCAGGCAUGUG
Esox lucius (northern pike) is the source of this 1497-nucleotide messenger RNA. RefSeq names its product alcohol dehydrogenase iron containing 1 (gene adhfe1). NCBI's taxonomy places the organism in Eukaryota, Metazoa, Chordata, Actinopteri, Esociformes, Esocidae. Gene Ontology annotation, cellular component: mitochondrion. The record is from RefSeq and is a predicted model, not a curated record. The transcript has 14 exons. Gene Ontology annotation, molecular function: alcohol dehydrogenase (NAD+) activity; metal ion binding. The coding region runs from base 57 to 1451 and encodes 464 amino acids.